CUGGCACCCCACCAGCCCCCAGGCCAUCAGACCAUGAGGCUCUUGGCUGUUAUUGGGGGAUUUAGAAUGAUGGCCUCCUGGCAAGCUCGUGCAGAAUAAUACAGCCCUCGCUCAGACACUUCAAUCUGAAGAAGGACGUCACAACCAUCGCCUCCAACACCACUAUGUCGUACAUCCACACCAACAACGGAUUCCCCCCCGGACUGGAACAUUCGGACCCUUCUCUGGACCCGAUGUUCCUGUGUCAGUGGAUCGGACCAGAUGGAUCGUACUGCAACUACCCACUUUUCCCCCGCGAACUUUCUGCUCACCUCCUUGAAUUUCACGGAAUUCGUGGUCCAGAUAACUUGCGCGUUCGUUGCUUCUGGAAUAAUUGCAACAAGGAGCUCAACAAAGAGAGUCUGUCGAGGCAUGUGGAGGAAACGCACCGCAGGAUCAAAUAUACUUGCGGCGCCUGCAGCAAAACGUUCACGCGCAGUUACAACCUCGCCAAGCACCAGAACAAUUGCCCAGCUCAACAGCAGUAGAUUAUCAUUUCGGUAGUCUCAUAAGUCGGGUAGAUGCUGGGAAAAGGAACCAUAUGGUGGAUAUUCGAAGCCUUCGUGAUUGACUAACUCAAAUGUGUCUUGCAUUUCUGACGUCAGUUUGUGCUUCUAUGGACUUGUGUAUUCCUUUAUUCCAUCUACCCCAGUGAUGAAUGGUUUAAUUCUUGUAUGAGUCCAUAUAUUUGAAUUGGAUGUUAACAGCGGUC
Suillus clintonianus is the source of this 751-nucleotide messenger RNA. RefSeq lists its product as uncharacterized. The coding region runs from base 165 to 527 and encodes 120 amino acids. NCBI's taxonomy places the organism in Eukaryota, Fungi, Basidiomycota, Agaricomycetes, Boletales, Suillaceae. The record is from RefSeq and is a predicted model, not a curated record. The transcript has 3 exons.